AUGACGACCCCGCGUCCGGCAAACAACGCUGCGAAACACGCUCUUGCGAGGUCGGCCACUAUUCGCAGUGUUCCCAGUCUCGACGGCUCCGAGUCCAGUCCCGACAGCAGACGCAGUGUCCUUUCCAGUAGCGUCAGUUCCGCCACCGGUACCGCCUCAAUCAUGCCGGGCACAGAUGCCGAACAAGACAAGACACCUUCGACGACCAGGUUAAAGCAGGACAGUGGAGCUGAGACGACGCCUUCAAGGUGGCACGGCAAUGGCGUGCGAGCGGUUGAGCCGUGCCUCGUACAUGACCCAUCGAUGCUGCCGGAAGAAAUGGACAAUGGACAAUGGGAUUCAACAAUUGGAAAAGCUGGCCUAGGAAAGACGGGACGCGUCAUCAAUAAGCUUGUUAGCGACAAUGACGCCCUAAAGCGAGACAUCAAAAUUGAGCGGUUGCGCGCAGAGGAGGCCAAGCAGGCUGCUAAAUUGCUAGAAGACAAAAUGGAGCGGAUCAUGAACGAGUAUGAGGGUCGCUUGCUGGAAGCAAAUGUAACAAAAACACUGUUGGCUCGGAAAGAACGUCAGGUAGAGUCGCUUACGGGUGCGGUGGAACUCGAGAAGAGGAAAACACAGGCAGCAGUGGCGAGCGAAAGAAGCUGGAAAGACGAACUAGAAAGGGUCAAGAACGAGUCAAAGGUCCGCGUAGAAGAGGCAACAAGCUAUGCGCAGUUGAUGGAAGGCCGAUAUAACGCCAUCUCCUCUCACUGGCGAGACCAAGGCGAGGAAGUCAAACGUGCUGUGUCUAAAAUGAGGGGGGAAAUCACAACCAUUGUCGACGAACGGAGGUCUGACGAUGAGAAGAUCACCACUCUGAGGGACUUGUGUGAACAACAAGACAACAAUAUUAAAGAGCUAAGGCGGGAAAAGGAAGAGAUCGCUCGUCUAUUUGAGGAGUAUAAGAGGACUCAAGAAGAGGACCUGAAAGACAUCAAGACCAACGCGAAGAAGAGACAAACCGAACAGGAGAAGCAGCUGGAUGAGGCGAGAGAAGCCCUUCAUAAGCUGAAAUGGGCCUUGAACGUCAAAGAGAACGUCAGAGGCGCGCAAUGA
This is a messenger RNA of Metarhizium brunneum ARSEF 3297, 1095 nucleotides long. RefSeq lists its product as uncharacterized. The record is from RefSeq and is a predicted model, not a curated record. NCBI's taxonomy places the organism in Eukaryota, Fungi, Ascomycota, Sordariomycetes, Hypocreales, Clavicipitaceae.